AUGUCUGACUACACUGAACGCAACAAGAACAGGCCCUUCGACAUCAUUGUCUGGGGUGCCACCGGUUUCACUGGUGCCUUGGUCGCUGAGUACCUUGCGAUCAAAGCUCCCAAAGAUGUGAAGUUUGCAAUUGCUGGACGUAGCCAGGAAAAGCUGGAAGCUGUCGCCAAGCGCAUCGCUGAGGCUGCUCCUGGGAGUAAGGACAUCACUAUCCUUACUGCCAAACUUGACGAUGAAGCCUCCAUGGACAAGCUUGUUUCACAAGCGAAGGUGGUCAUCUCGACCGUGGGACCAUUCGCUUUGCAUGGCGAGCCUCUUGUUGCCGCGUGCGUACGAAACCGCACCGAUUACAUUGAUAGCACGGGCGAGCCACCUUUCAUCAAGAACAUCAUUGAGAAAUACCACGACAAGGCAGUUGCUGACGGUACCCUGAUUGUCCCAAGUUGUGGAUUCGACUCUAUCCCCUCAGAUCUCGGCACAUUCCUUCUCGCGAAUCACUUUGCAAGCAAAGGAAAGCAGCUCGGAGGAGUGAGGUGCAGCGUGGAGGACUUCAAAGGAGGCGUGUCAGGCGGAACUGUUGGCUCGAUCCUCAACAUUGUCAACACAACCUCAUACAAGGAACUGGCCAAGAUGGCCGAUCCUUACUACCUUUGCCCCGCUGAUGCGGCCCGCGGUGAUGAGAAGAAGGCUCCUUCCAACUUCCGGUACGACAAGGACCUCAAAACAUGGCAAUCGCACUUCAUCAUGGCGUCUGCGAACGUCAAAUACGUCCACCGCUCCAACGCUCUGCUUGGCAACGCCUACGGCCCAAAGCUCAACUACACGGAAACCCAAGGACACAAGAACGCUAUCGCUGCGGGUGCUACGUCCGUAGGCAUGGGUAUCGGAGCUGCGAUGUUGAUGAUUCCUCCGUUCCAAUGGACUGCCAACUGGGCCGCGAACAAGUUCAUCCCCGCUGGAUCAGGCCCUACUAAGGAGCAGAGGGAUAACGGAUACUUCAAGGUCAAGCUGAUCGGUGACGAAGCCACUGAGGGUGGCCUCAAAGCCGUCGCCAACGUCGUCGGUCACCAAGACCCCGGAUACGCUGGCACAAGUUUGAUGCUCGCCGAGUCAGCUCUCUGCCUCGUCCUGGACCGCGGCCAUCUCGCUUCCAAGGAGCAUACCGGCCAGUUUGCUGGCAAGGUGAAGGGUGGUAUCGCGACUGCCGCUUCGUCCAUGGGUCUGGCUCUCGUUAACCGUCUGAGGAAGGCCGGCAUGGAGUUCGAUGUUGCAGACUUGUAG
Messenger RNA from Fimicolochytrium jonesii, 1281 nucleotides. Its product is annotated as Saccharopine dehydrogenase-domain-containing protein. Gene Ontology annotation, cellular component: plasma membrane. The coding region runs from base 1 to 1281 and encodes 426 amino acids. Gene Ontology annotation, biological process: glycolipid biosynthetic process. Lineage: Eukaryota; Fungi; Chytridiomycota; Chytridiomycetes; Spizellomycetales; Powellomycetaceae. The transcript is spliced from 9 exons. The record is from RefSeq and is a predicted model, not a curated record.